Penicillium taxi is the source of this 798-nucleotide messenger RNA. Its product is annotated as S-adenosyl-L-methionine-dependent methyltransferase. Bases 1 to 798 code for a protein of 265 amino acids. Gene Ontology annotation, molecular function: trans-aconitate 2-methyltransferase activity. The record is from RefSeq and is a predicted model, not a curated record. Lineage: Eukaryota; Fungi; Ascomycota; Eurotiomycetes; Eurotiales; Aspergillaceae. The transcript has a single exon.
AUGUCAACAACAAGAGCCAUACCAGCUCACGACUGGAGUGCGGCACAAUAUCUCAAAUUUGAAGAUGAGCGCACUCAACCAGCUCGUGAUUUACUCGCCCGCGUUCCUCUCCAGUCACCUAAGACAGUGGUCGACCUAGGCUGCGGACCUGGAAAUUCUACCACCGUAUUGGAGACUCGUUAUCCCAAUGCGCAAAUAAUAGGCAUGGACUCAUCACCGGACAUGAUACGCAAAGCCAAAGCCACCCACCCACAUCUAGAAUUCUCAGUUGGAGACUUGAAUUCGUAUUCGCCGCCAAAAUCAGUUGAUCUCUUCUUUUCCAAUGCCGUCUUCCAGUGGCUUGGUAAAGAGGAGCGGAUUAAUAUCAUCAGGCGACUGAUGGAAACACAGCAGUCUGGUGGUGUGUUUGCUUUCCAGGUACCAGAUAAUCUUACUGAACCAGUGCAUGCUCUCAUGCGGGAAGUCGCUCAGGAUGGACCUUGGGCCGCGACUUUGGCCACUGUCGGACGGGAUUCUAUCCAGACACCACAGGAAAUCUAUGAUCAGCUUAAGCCUAUCUCAUCAGCGGUUCAUCUAUUCCAUACAAGCUACUAUCAUUCGCUUGAGAGCCAUGAGGCUAUUAUUGAGUGGGUCAAGGGUACUGCCCUUAGGCCAUACGUUAACCCAUUGCAACCACUAGAGAAAGAGGAGUAUUUGCAGGAGUAUUUGGAACGUCUGAGAAAGGCAUAUCCGAAACUAGUCGACGGUCGAGUCUUGCUUCGCUAUCCAAGGUUGUUCAUGGUCGCCGUGAAAAAAUAA